This is a messenger RNA of Bubalus bubalis (water buffalo), 1481 nucleotides long. RefSeq names its product adenosine deaminase tRNA specific 3 (gene ADAT3). Gene Ontology annotation, molecular function: tRNA-specific adenosine-34 deaminase activity. NCBI's taxonomy places the organism in Eukaryota, Metazoa, Chordata, Mammalia, Artiodactyla, Bovidae. The record is from RefSeq and is a predicted model, not a curated record. Bases 154 to 1206 code for a protein of 350 amino acids. Gene Ontology annotation, cellular component: cytoplasm; nucleus. The transcript is spliced from 2 exons.
CCUCCGCCUCGCGCCGACUCCGCCCCUGGAACUACGCUCCCGUCGUGCCCCGAGGCUCCAGGCGGUGGCAGAGGCGGAGCAGGCGGGCUGGUUGCUAAGACUUGGUGAAGCGCAGCGCUUCCGCCUGUCUCCUCAGUCAGAGCCCCACUGAGGAUGGACCCCGCCCCGAGCAUCAUGGAGCUGCGCAGAGAUUCAAAGGCCGGGAGUCCCGAGCAAGAACCGCCGUGGCAAGCCCUCCCGGUUCUGUCAGAGCAGCAGUCUGGGGCUGUGGAGCUGGUGCUGGCCUAUGCUGCACCCGUCCUGGACAAGAGCCAGACCUCACGCCUCCUCAAGGAGGUGUCAGCAGUCCAUCCGCUGCCCGCGCAGCCUCACCUCAAGAGGGUGCGGCCCAGCCCUGACCCCGGCCGCCCGCACUCGCUGGAAAUGCUGCUGUGCCUGGCGGGGCCGGCCCGGGACUCGCGAUCGCUGGCCGAGCUCCUCCCGCGGCCGGAUGUGGACACCCGUGGCCUGGGGCAGCCCUUCCUGGUGCCUGUGCCUGUGCGGCCGCCCCUGACCAGGAGCCAGUUCGAGGAGGCGCGCACUCACUGGCCCACGACUUUUCAUGAGGACAGGCAGGUGACCCGAGCCCUGGCUGGAUGCCUCUUCUCGGCACAGGAGCGGGCUGCAAUGCAGGCCCAUAUGGAGCGGGCCGUGUGGGCCGCACAGCAGGCAGCCUCGAGGGGCUUGAGGGCCGUGGGUGCGGUGGUGGUGGAUCCGGCCUCAGGCCGCGUGCUGGCCACGGGCCACGACUGCAGCAGCAGCGCCAGCCCCCUGCUGCACGCUGCCAUGGUGUGCAUUGACCUGGUGGCGCGAGGCCAGGGCUGCGGUGCCUACAACCUGGCGCCCCACCCUGCCUGCUCCUUUGCGCCGGCUGUCCGCGCCGGCUCUGUGCACAAGCUGGACGAAGACGAGGACGGGCUGCCCUACGUGUGCACCGGCUACGACCUGUACAUCACCCGCGAGCCCUGCGCCAUGUGCGCCAUGGCCCUGGUCCACUCUCGGGUGCGGCGUGUCUUUUAUGGGGCGCCCUCGCCUGACGGCGCACUCGGCACCCGCUUCCGCCUGCAUGCCCGGCCUGACCUCAACCACCGCUUCCAGGCCUUCCGCGGCAUCCUGGAGGCCCAGUGCCGCCGACUGGACCCCGACGGGCUGGACACCAAGGCAUAGGCGCUGGCCUGGACCCUCCUUGGCAUUCCUCACAUCGCCAGGGGCUUUUUGCCCUGUCUCAACUCAUGGACACUCAUGCUAUUUCUGCUGGCACAUGGGGGGCGUCCCUUUCUGGACACGGUCUUCCUCAAAGUUGGGCGGAGUGGGGGUCCAGCUGACUGAGUAGCUGGGCACCUUCAGACCCAGGUGGGCCCCUGGGGUCACCAGCGUUGUGUCCCCUUUUCUCAGGUGUCAGGGAACAGCUUUGACAUGUGAAAAUAAACAACUUAAACCAG